Messenger RNA from Erythranthe guttata (spotted monkey flower), 1322 nucleotides. It is a transcript of the gene SK1, whose product is annotated as shikimate kinase 1. The record is from RefSeq and is a predicted model, not a curated record. Gene Ontology annotation, molecular function: shikimate kinase activity. NCBI's taxonomy places the organism in Eukaryota, Viridiplantae, Streptophyta, Magnoliopsida, Lamiales, Phrymaceae. Gene Ontology annotation, cellular component: chloroplast; cytosol.
CUUAUUUUAUACUUCCGGUUUCAUUUCAAUUUUCAAUAUUCUUAUUCUUUACCUCAAUUACCAUCUCUUUAAUUGGGAAAUAUUACGUUGACCCCCUUUUCGCAAAGAAUCGAUCUUUUUUCAUCUACCGAAUCUGCUGUAUUUGUUUGGGAGUCCAAGUCUUUUUCCUAGAAAAAGGAAGUGAUAAAAAAGAAUGGAGACAAGAGUGUCACUUGGUGUGAAAUUACCGACACGUAUAAACACGGAAAAUAUUGCAAUCAAACCAAACAGUUUGCAGUUUUUUCGUAACCAUGGAGAGCAACGGUUGUGUCAGCUGCCCGUUUCGAGGAAUCUCCUUGCGAAAAGGCGAAGAGUUUACGGACCUGUGAUAUUUAAGGUUUCGUGUUCUUCCGAACACAGUCCAGCUUCGACGGUGGAGACUCGAAGUGUUCCAGCUUCAUUUGAUGAAUCAAAGAUCAUAAAAAAUAUAUCAGAAGAGAUCGAACCAUAUCUAAAUGGACGUUGUAUAUAUCUUGUCGGAAUGAUGGGAUCCGGUAAAACAACAGUAGGCAAGGUUUUGUCAGAAGCCCUUGGAUACUCAUUUUACGAUUGCGACAAACUGAUAGAGGAGACUGUUGGAGGAAGUACCGUAGCUGAAAUCUUCAAGUUAUACGGAGAGAGCUUCUUCAGAGAGAAUGAGACGGAGGUAUUGCACAAGUUGUCUUCGAUGCAACGGUUAGUUGUUUCGACGGGCGGGGGUGCUGUUGUUCGGCCAAUUAAUUGGAGACACAUGCACAAGGGUAUAAGUGUUUGGCUAGAUGUACCUUUGGAAGCCUUAGCACAGAGGAUUAUAGCCGACGGUACUAAUUCCCGGCCGCUAAUACGUUACGAAUCUGGUGAUCCUUAUUCUAAGACGAUGAAGCGAUUAUCUAAUUUAUUUGAAGAGAGGGGUGAAGCAUAUGCUAAUGCCAACGUCAGAGUUUCUUUCGGAAAUAUCGCAGCCAAACGUGGAUUUAAAGAUGUGUGUAAUCUCACACCAACCGUGAUCGGUAUCGAGGUGCUUCUGCAAAUCGAGAAUUUCUUGAAGAAAUAAAUAAAGGGCAGCAAUUGUUUCGGUUUUUUUCGGGAUGAGAGACUAUUGGCAUAUGAAUGAAUGUGGAAGAAGUUUGAGCUUCAUCAAAUAAGUUAUAUGAUAUGCUGUAAAUACUUCUACUCAUAAAUCAUAAUAGAAGUUGCUGAGAAUUCAACUUCGCGUAUUCAUUUUUUUUUUUCGUUUGUAAUUUAUGUAACGGAACCUCACAUUUUUUUUUCUCCAUAUUUAUAUAUUUUGUUUGUUCUUCUUA